GAAGGGGAAGUUGAAGUCGGGACGGAAAGAGAGGAGGAAGUCGGGAUGGGGAGAGGGGGUCAGAGAGUCGGGAUGGGGAGGGGGGAGUCGGGAUGCGGGAUCGACGCAAGAGAGGGUCGGAGGGUCGGGAUGGGGAGGGGGAAGUCGGGAUGCGGGGGGGAGUAGGGGUCGGAGAGUCGGAAUGCGGAGGGGGAAGUCGGGAUGCGGGAUGGGCGCAACCCGAAGACCGACGACGUCGGGAUAGCGGAGGGGGAAGUCGGGAUCGAGAAGUUGUCGGGAUGGGGAAGUCGGGAUGCGAGGGGGAGUCUGGAUUCCGGUCGGAAGACGGACGACGCUGGGAUAGGGGAAGGGGAAGUCGGGAUGGAAAGAGAGGACGAAGUCGGGAUGGGGAGAGGGGGUCGGAGAGUCGGGAUGGGGAGGGGGAAGUCGGGAUGCGGGAUGGACGCAAGAGAGGGUCGGAGGGUCGGGAUGGGGAGGGGGAAGUCGGGAUGCGUGAGAGAGUCUGGAUUCGGGAUGGGGAGGAGGGGUCGGAGAAUCGGAAUGGGGAGGGGGAAGUUGGGAUGCAGGAUGGGCGCAGCCCGGAGACCGAUGACGUCGCGAUAGUGGAAGGGGAAGUCGGGAUCGAGAAGUUGUUGGGAUGGGGGCGACAAGGGCAAAGGGGGCAACGGAGUCGGGAUGGGGAGGGACAGGUCCGGAGGUCGGGAUAGCGAGGGGAGGAGGUCCGGAUGGGGAGAGCGGAUCGGGGGGUCGGGAUGGGGAGGGGGAAGUGGGGAUGCGGGAUGGGCGCAACCCGAAGACC
This is a messenger RNA of Chara braunii, 799 nucleotides long. NCBI's taxonomy places the organism in Eukaryota, Viridiplantae, Streptophyta, Charophyceae, Charales, Characeae. The record is from the annotation of a GenBank genome assembly.